AUGGCACUGCUUGUGGGGCAAGCAAAAACCAGCCGCAAUGCUUCGGCAACAAUGGCUUUUCAGAAGUACCGUCAGGAGGCCUCUCAAAAAGAUGAAGAGGUGGACUCAAGGGCAAGUUAUGUGAAGAUUGCUAUUGAACGGUUGGAUUCAAGGUUUCGUGCGAAGUUGCACCUUGAGGUCGCCAAGAGUUUUGGUGUGUUCGGUCCAGCGAGGGACAGCAGACCUGAGGCAAUCAAUGAUGGAGUGGAGAUGGGAAAGGCCUUUGUUUCGGAAGGAGCUGCAGGAACGCGAAGGGUAGCGGCUUCUCUAACCAGCCGGAAAUGGUCUCUGAAGGAGAUUGAGAAUGCAAACGAGAGCAUGCUGGAGGGAUUCAUCCUCAGCAGUCAGGGGUCUGCAGCUGAAUCCAAGAAACGGCUGAUUCCUAGAGGAGAAGGAUGGGUGCGUCAUGAUGAUGUUACCCUUGUCAACCCUCAGAGUCAGGUGCUUUUCAUGCAGGAAGGUCCACGUGCUGGAAGCUACAUGAAGCAAGAUCCGAGUACAAAGAAGCUUGUUGAUGUAAGCGAGCCUCAUGACAUGGAGGACGAUUAUAAAAGAACCUCGGCCCUCGGACUUGGUGCUGGAUUUCUGGUGCCUCAGGAAUCUAAGACCUCCAUUCGGGGUGCCACUGCGUCAUGGAUACGAAGAGGGUCCAAAAUGGAUCGCGCAGUCCUUCUGAAUGACAUCACAAAGAUCGCUCGAUUGGCAUUGAAGUUUCCCCUCAGCUUUGUGGACUUGCCAGCCUGUGCUUACGCUCUCUUCCACGGGUUGCGAAGCGCAGAAUCUGCGCAAUGGUGCGCAGAGAACUUUCACAAAAAACUCCUGCCGUCUUUGGCAGAACGGAUCCACACGUAUGACACAGCCCAGCUGAGAAGACUCCUUGAACGAACACUAGAGGCUUUGGAUGCUGAGAUCCUCAAAAGUGCUCAUGCAUUCAGUGGCUGUUCAGCAAUUCUUGUGCUGGUGCUUGGUGAGAGGAUCGUGUUGGCUGGAGUAGGUGAUGUGCGUGCAGUUCUACUGCCCGAGAAGGGUGCGCUGCAAGAGGUGCUUGCAUGUACAGGUUCAUUGGAUGCUGCUGAGCUUGAGCGUGUCAGUGAGGCCCAUGGCAUUUUCCGGGAUGGGCUUGUGUAUAGCAGCAUUGAGGGCGUGGACGAGGCAGCCCGCAUUCUGGCGGCGCGAUCUUCUUUCGAGGUUCUUCAAGUUGAGCAAGGAAGUUCACUGGACCUGAAGCAGGUCCGGAGUGCCUAUCGGAAGCUUGCACUGCGCACAAGCCUCAAGCACCAUCCACAAAGUUGCCGUAGCAGUGGGCAAUUCCAUCAUGCACUGCGCCCUCCUGAUGACAGGUUCUGUUGCUACUUUAUUGUUCCGCAUCUAUUUUGCCAAAACAAGCACAUAGAUUAUAGAUUCUGCAUUUCAUGA
Molecule: messenger RNA, 1455 nt
Organism: Durusdinium trenchii
Lineage: Eukaryota; Dinophyceae; Suessiales; Symbiodiniaceae
Source: the annotation of a GenBank genome assembly